Molecule: messenger RNA, 1414 nt
Organism: Cherax quadricarinatus
Lineage: Eukaryota; Metazoa; Arthropoda; Malacostraca; Decapoda; Parastacidae
Source: RefSeq, a predicted model, not a curated record
AUGGCUCUUAGUUAUAUUGGUAACGGAAGACUUAUCCAUAAUGCUGCAGCUAAAAUGGAAUUCAGAGCUAGCAGGAAUGAGGAGCCAGUCUACAUUAGGAGGAUGCCAACUUUGCAUCAUGCAGAAGAGGAAGCAAUUGCUUCACAUGUUGCAGCUUUAGGAUAUUCUGGCCUAGAUAUUACUAUUGCUGAUCUGCACAACUUCAUUCAAAAUGAACUGAAUAUACCUGAAAGCCACAUUUCUGAAUUUAAUAAUAAUCUUUGUGGCAGGGCUUUCAAUGUACCGGCUGGAGAGCUGAAGAUCAACAAAGAGGCUCCCCUGAGUCGGCUUAUUAAGGAACUAACAAAGCCGUCCACUAUCCACUUCUGGACCUUCACAGCCAAUAAUACUGAGACUCCUCUGCCAGCCAUCCUUCUCACUGACACUCAGGGUCUCCGCCAGAUGCCGCCACCACCCGAAGUCUGCGUCAAGGGAUGUCCAGCCAAAGAAUGGUUGACGCAGGAUCGAGUAGACUUCAUGGACACUACAGUGAGAGCUCUCACACGUACCCUCAUGAGUCGCCAGGGAAUCCAGCUUCCACAAACUGAUGCUGGAGUGACAAGUCUACCUUCCCUGGUGAUGACACUGAUGAUCGUCCUGACAGUCCGCAUAUACCAGUAGUACAGUUUACCAGUAGUACAAUGUACUAGCAGUACAGUGUACCAAUAGUACAGUGUACCAGUUGUACAGUGUACCAGUAGUGCAGUAUACCAGUAGUACAGUGUACCAGCAGUACAGUGUACCAAUAGUACAGUGUACCAGUAGUAUAGUGUACCAGCAGUACAGUGUACCAAUAGUACAGUGUACCAGCAGUACAGUGUACCAGUAGUGCAGUAUACCAGUAGUACAGUGUACCAGCAGUACAGUGUACCAAUAGUACAGUGUACCAGUAGUACAGUUUACCAGUAGUACAAUGUACUAGCAGUACAGUGUACCAGUAGUACAGUGUACCAGUAGUACAGUGUACCAGUAGUACAGUGUACCAGUAGUACAAUGUACCAGCAGUACAGUGUACCAGCAGUGCAGUGUACCAGCAGUGCAGUGUACCAGUAGUACAGUGUACCAGUAGUACAGUGUACCAGCAGUACAGUGUACCAGUAGUACAGUGUACCAGUAGCACAGUGUACCAGCAGUGCAGUGUACCAGUAGUACAGUGUACCAGUAGUACAGUGUACCAGAAGUACAGUGUACCAGUAGUGCAGUGUACCAGUAGUACAGUGUACCAGCAGUACAGUGUACCAGCAGUACAGUGUACCAGCAGUACAGUGUACCAGUAGUACAGUGUACCAGUAGUACAGUGUACCAGUAGUACAGUGUACCAGUAGUACAGUGUACCAGCAGUACAGUGUACCAGUACUACAGUGUACCAGUAGUA